Messenger RNA from Lacerta agilis (Sand lizard), 2485 nucleotides. RefSeq names its product retinoid isomerohydrolase RPE65 (gene RPE65). The coding region runs from base 621 to 2222 and encodes 533 amino acids. The record is from RefSeq and is a predicted model, not a curated record. Gene Ontology annotation, molecular function: retinol isomerase activity; all-trans-retinyl-ester hydrolase, 11-cis retinol forming activity; beta-carotene 15,15'-dioxygenase activity. NCBI's taxonomy places the organism in Eukaryota, Metazoa, Chordata, Lepidosauria, Squamata, Lacertidae. The transcript is spliced from 14 exons. Gene Ontology annotation, biological process: retinal metabolic process; zeaxanthin biosynthetic process.
GGGAGGAGGCAGAGAUUCCUCUUUUAAAAUAGAACUCUACAAAAUUGUUUUGGUGUAUAAUGAAGUAUAACCUACACAGCUGUGAUUGGAUUUAAGGACAGGUUAAAUACGGAUGCCCUUGGCAGCUGCUGCAAUCUUCUGCUUCUCAUGUCCAUCAGAGACUCUUGUUACAUAAAAUGGGACAUCUGGCAGCCUGUGUAGUCCAGUCUCCUGGAGCCAGCAGUGUGCCGAUGGCCAGUUCUUCCGAGCUGGAGGUUUGGGUAAUGGGGCAAAGGUUUUGUGCCAAGCAGCGAGCACGUUACAGGCUGUGUGACUAUAGUCCGCUUUCUUCCCCCUUGUUGUUUCAUUGUAAUCCACUUCUGCAUGGGGAUUUAGGUCUCUGGAAAACAUUCAAAGGCCUCUCUUGAGCAGCGGGGCAAAAUCUCAUAAAGCUUUGGGAGGAUUUGAGUGGUGAAAGACACUUCUGUUCCCCAGGGCCCAGCUGAUUGGCUCAUAUGUUUCCAUAAAGCUGUUGCUCCCGUCAGUAAGACCUAACGUUCAUAUAAAUACCCAGCACACAUCUCCGACUGCCUUACUCUGCAUUUGGCUCAGGGAAGUUCAAAUCCUUUCCUGGGGAGAAAAUGGCCAGCCAAGUUGAACAUCCAGCAGGUGGAUACAAGAAGCUCUUUGAGACCGUGGAGGAACUUUCCUCACCAAUAACUGCUAAUGUCACAGGCAGGAUUCCAGUCUGGCUCAGAGGCAGUUUACUCAGAUGUGGGCCGGGUUUAUUUGAAGUUGGCUCAGAACCAUUUUAUCAUUUGUUUGAUGGCCAAGCACUUCUUCACAAGUUUGACUUCAAGGAGGGGCAUGUCACUUAUCACAGGAGGUUUAUCCGGACCGAUGCCUAUGUAAGGGCAAUGACCGAGAAGAGAGUUGUAAUUACAGAAUUUGGCACCUAUGCUUACCCGGAUCCAUGCAAGAAUAUAUUUUCCAGAUUUUUUUCAUACUUUCAAGGUGUGGAGGUCACCGACAAUGCCCUGGUGAAUGUGUACCCUGUGGGUGAAGAUUUUUAUGCCUGUACCGAGACAAACUUCAUAACAAAAAUUAACCCAGAGAAUUUGGAAACAAUUAAAAAGGUGGAUAUCAGCAAAUACGUUUCUGUCAAUGGAGUAACAGCACACCCCCACGUUGAGAAUGAUGGAACCGUUUACAAUAUAGGCAACUGCUUUGGAAAGAAUUUUUCCCUUGCCUACAACGUUGUACGGAUACCUCCCCUGCAAGCAGAUAAGAAAGAUCCAAUGACCAAAUGCGAGGUGAUUGUUCAGUUUCCUUGCAGUGACAGGUUCAAGCCAUCUUAUGUGCACAGCUUUGGAUUGACUCCAAAUUACAUCGUAUUUGUGGAAACACCAGUGAAAAUCAACUUGCUCAAGUUUCUUUCUUCCUGGAGUCUUUGGGGUGCCAACUACAUGGAUUGUUUUGAGUCAAAUGAAAAAAUGGGGGUAUGGAUGCAUGUAGCUGAUAGGAAAAAAAAGAAGUACCUCAACAUCAAAUACAGGACGUCACCUUUUAACCUUUUUCAUCACAUCAACACCUAUGAAGAUCAUGGUUUUCUGGUUGUGGAUUUAUGCACAUGGAAGGGGUUUGAGUUUGUUUACAAUUACUUAUAUUUAGCCAAUUUACGGGAGAACUGGGAAGAAGUGAAGAAAAAUGCCCAGAAAGCUCCUCAACCUGAAGUUCGUCGAUACGUCCUUCCUCUAAAUAUUGAGAAGGCUGACACAGGCAAAAACUUAAUCACACUGCCUAAUACGACAGCUACUGCAGUUCUGCACAGUGACGAAACCAUCUGGCUAGAGCCAGAAGUUAUUUUUUCAGGGCCCCGCCAAGCUUUUGAGUUUCCACAAAUAAACUAUACAAAGUAUUCUGGGAAACCGUACACAUAUGCAUAUGGACUUGGAUUGAAUCACUUUGUUCCAGACAGACUUUGCAAGAUGAAUAUCAAAACAAGAGAGACAUGGGUAUGGCAAGAACCAGAUGCCUAUCCCUCUGAACCAAUCUUUGUUUCACACCCAGAUGCCCUGGAAGAGGAUGAUGGUGUUGUCCUGAGCAUUGUCAUUAGUCCUGGAAGUGGACCAAAGCCUGGCUACCUUUUGAUCUUGAGUGCAAAGGACAUGAGCGAAGUCGCCAGGGCAGAAGUGGACAUAAACAUCCCAGUUACUUUUCAUGGACUCUUCAAACGAGCAUGAUGGUUUCACCUUCACUAGACCUAUUAUUAAAACCUGACUUUUAGCAUAACGGAUGCAGCUACAAACUGUACUUAAAAAACUACACUCUUCCAAGUAUCUGCCCUCGAGGACCUGUAGAAGUAUUUUAACAUUUCAAAGAACUGCACCCUGACAGAAUUCAAGAAUACUUUUAUUAUCCUCAUGUACUGUAGAGAAACAAAUGGUAUAUGAAACUGUCAGCAUUUGGUAUUUUUCAUUCAACAAAUAAAUUUAACUGAAAAGAA